This is a messenger RNA of Dunckerocampus dactyliophorus (ringed pipefish), 1527 nucleotides long. RefSeq names its product phosphoserine aminotransferase 1 (gene psat1). Gene Ontology annotation, cellular component: cytoplasm. Gene Ontology annotation, biological process: L-serine biosynthetic process. The record is from RefSeq and is a predicted model, not a curated record. Gene Ontology annotation, molecular function: pyridoxal phosphate binding; O-phospho-L-serine:2-oxoglutarate transaminase activity. Lineage: Eukaryota; Metazoa; Chordata; Actinopteri; Syngnathiformes; Syngnathidae. The transcript has 10 exons. The coding region runs from base 49 to 1317 and encodes 422 amino acids.
UAAAGCACAACUCAUAGAGUCCUGGGUGCCACACACAGCCACAUUAGCAUGCUCCGCCAAACUAAGCUAUUGCUACCGCUGUACGCCAGCUCACGCUCACGCUUGGUGAGAACAGAGCGCAGCAGCAGCAGCAGCCCUUUGAAGGACCAUCCACGUAGCAGACCAUCUUUCACGCUCAUAUUUUCCAGUCUGUUUGGCAGCAUGGAGCAGAAAAACAACAAUCAAACCAUCAACUUCGGGGCUGGGCCUGCUAAACUUCCCCCGUCGGUGCUGUUUGAAGCCCAGAAGGAGUUGCUCAGCUACAGUGGCCUUGGGGUCAGUGUGCUCGAAAUGAGCCACCGAUCACCAGAAUUCGACAAAAUCAUGAACAAAUCAGAGCGUCUCCUACGAGAGCUGUUAAACAUACCAGACAACUACAAGGUGAUGUUCCUGCAGGGCGGUGCGUCCGGACAGUUCAGUGGCAUCCCUCUCAAUCUGAUUGGCCUGAAGGAGGACAAGUGUGCCGACUACAUCGUGACUGGGACGUGGUCGGCGAAGGCUGCGAAAGAAGCGGAGAAAUACGGCAAAGUCAACGUAGUUCACCCCAAGCUGGAUAGAUAUACGAAAAUCCCCGACCCCAGUAGCUGGACUCUGAACCCCGCUGCGUCCUAUGUGCACUACUGCUGCAACGAGACCGUGCACGGCGUGGAGUACAACUUCACGCCUGAAACAAAUGGGGUGCUCCUUGUCAGUGACAUGUCCUCAAAUUUCUUGUCGCGUCCUGUGGAUGUUUCAAAGUUUGGGGUGAUUUAUGCCGGCGCUCAGAAGAAUAUUGGUUGUGCUGGCGUCACCGUGGUCAUCGUGCGUGAGGACUUGUUAGGCCACGCCCAGAAAGAGUGUCCCAUCAUUUUGGACUACAAGGUGCAGGCGGAGAUGAACUCGAUGUACAACACACCACCUUGCUUCAGUAUCUACAUCAUGUGUCUGGUUCUGGAGUGGACCAAAAACAACGGUGGCGUUGCUGCCAUGGAAACGCUGAACAAGCAAAAGUCUGCCAUCAUUUAUGACAUCAUCAACUCUUCCAACGGCUUCUAUGUGUGUCCAGUAGAGGAGACCUGUCGAAGCCGCAUGAAUAUACCAUUCCGUAUUGGGAAGAAAGAGGGAGAUGAGAGCUUGGAAAAGGAGUUUGUGAAUGGGGCGUCCAAACGUGGAAUGAUCUCACUGAAGGGACACAGGUCAGUCGGGGGAAUUCGUGCCUCUCUGUACAACGCUGUAACACUGGAGGACACUGAAGCGCUGGCCCAAUACAUGAAGGAAUUCCAAAAACAGCAUGAGUGAGACGGGCUGUGAUCAAUGCAAUACAGUUAAAGUCUCAGGCUGAAUUGCAGUUAUGGACUAAUGCUGGAUGAAGAGUAACAUUAAUUGCACAUGAAUUGCUUUGUUGCUGAAUCAGAUGUAACAGGCACAUUUGGUUGGUUAAAUGACUGUCAGUGUUUUAAUGUAAAUACUAAGUCAUGUUUGAACUCAAGAAUACGAUUAAGUUCAUUA